AUGCCCGGAGCGAAUAAGCGAGUGGUGGAUCGACUCAAAGGACGUUUCACGAAUCGUCAAAGGAGAUUCUUCAUCAAACAAGGAGUAUCGGUCGACGGUUGUCGUUCAAACAAGGUGCAACAGCGCAGAUUGAGGAGAGGGGGGUUAACGAGGAGAUACGGAAGAGCAACAGGCGACGACAAGAGGAAUCGAGGACGAUUCCACGGAGGGGGAGAUACUGUCACGAACCUAGUAACACCCGACGACAAGGUAUCACGAAACACGAUUCGACAUCGGGUCCGUCUACAACCAGCCUUUGACACGUCAUGGAGGUUAUCACGCGCGACGAAUCACGAAACACGAAUCGACAAGCGCGCGCGCGCUUCAGCAUCCGUCAUCUCGUUCAUCCCGACACUUGACACGUCAUGCGAUUCACAAAUCGACCUUGUCAAGUUAUUCGAGGUAACCGACCUCACCGGAGGUGACAGGUACAAGGACGAAAUCAAGAACGAUACGUUGGGGAAACCGACAUCGAAGGAACGGACGUCUGCCUACACAAAAGACGAAACGACCUUAGACAGGGACGGAAAGUAA
Filobasidium floriforme is the source of this 573-nucleotide messenger RNA. RefSeq lists its product as uncharacterized. NCBI's taxonomy places the organism in Eukaryota, Fungi, Basidiomycota, Tremellomycetes, Filobasidiales, Filobasidiaceae. The transcript is spliced from 2 exons. The record is from RefSeq and is a predicted model, not a curated record. The coding region runs from base 1 to 573 and encodes 190 amino acids.